Molecule: messenger RNA, 6182 nt
Organism: Balaenoptera musculus (blue whale)
Lineage: Eukaryota; Metazoa; Chordata; Mammalia; Artiodactyla; Balaenopteridae
Gene: XIAP
Product: X-linked inhibitor of apoptosis
Exons: 7
Coding region: 375-1868 (497 amino acids)
Biological process (GO): regulation of cell cycle; positive regulation of protein ubiquitination; negative regulation of apoptotic process
Cellular component (GO): nucleus; cytoplasm
Molecular function (GO): cysteine-type endopeptidase inhibitor activity involved in apoptotic process; ubiquitin protein ligase activity
Source: RefSeq, a predicted model, not a curated record
GGAGGCUGGCCUAGCGGCGGGGCUGAGGCCAGGAGACCGUGGGGGGCCCAGCGGCGCGGCGGGGGCCGGAAACGGACGGGCCGCCCCGCGUGCCUUGUCUCUUUGAGGCCUUGGCGUGGACGCACUUUGGAUUCCCCGACUCGGGGUUUCUCCGGGGAGUGGGCGGGCUGGUGGGUGCGAGUGAGGGAGACGAAGGGACUUCCGUUUCCUUCCAGGCUGGGGCCUGACCGCCGAGAGGGGUUGGCAUUUCCAUAUUGGGGCUCGGGCCGCCCCUCCUCCAGGACCCUCCCCUCAGCACUGCUCCGGGCGCCGCGGGCGAUCCAGGCCGGCUCUCCUGGCGCGAAAAGGUGGACAAGUCCUAUUUUCAAGAGAAGAUGACUUUUAACAGUUUUGAAGGAUCUAAAACUUGUGUACCUGCAGACAUCAGUAAGGAUGAAGAAUUUGUAGAAGAGUUUAAUAGAUUAAAAACUUUUGCUAAUUUUCCAAGUAGUAGUCCUGUUUCAGCAUCAACACUAGCACGAGCUGGUUUUCUAUACACUGGUGAAGGAGACACCGUGCGGUGCUUUAGUUGUCAUGCAGCAGUAGAUAGAUGGCAGUAUGGAGACUCAGCAGUUGGAAGACACAGGAAAGUAUCCCCAAAUUGCAGAUUUAUCAAUGGCUUUUAUUUCGAAAAUAAUGCUGCACAGCCUACAAAUCCUGAUGUCCAAAAUGGUCAGUACAAAGCUGAAAACUAUCUGGGAAACAGAAAUCAUUUUGUUUUAGAAAGGCCAUCUGAGACUCAUGCAGACUAUCUUUUGAGAACUGGACAGGUUGUAGAUUUAUCAGACACCAUAUACCCAAGGAACCCUGCCAUGUGUAGUGAAGAAGCUAGAUUAAAGUCAUUUCAGAACUGGCCAGACUAUGCCCACUUAACCCCAAGAGAGUUAGCUAGUGCUGGACUCUACUACACGGGUAUUGAUGAUCAAGUACAAUGCUUUUGUUGUGGCGGGAAACUGAAAAAUUGGGAACCUUGUGAUCGUGCAUGGUCAGAACACAGGCGACACUUUCCUAAUUGCUUCUUUGUAUUGGGCCGGAAUUUUAAUAUUCAAAGUGAAUCUGAUGUCGUGAGUUCUGAUAGGAAUUUCCCAAAUUCAACAAAUCCUCCAAGAAAUCCAGCCAUGGCAGAUUACGAAGCACGGAUCAUUACAUUUGGGACGUGGAUAUACUCAGUUAACAAGGAGCAGCUUGCAAGAGCUGGAUUUUAUGCUUUAGGUGAAGGUGAUAAAGUAAAGUGCUUUCACUGUGGAGGAGGGCUAACUGAUUGGAAGCCCAGUGAAGACCCUUGGGAACAACAUGCUAGGUGGUAUCCAGGGUGUAGAUAUCUGUUAGAAGAGAAGGGACAAGAAUACAUAAACAAUAUUCAUUUAACCCAUUCAGUUGAGGAGUCUCUGACGAGAACUGCUGAAAAAACACCAUCAUUAACUAAAAGAAUUGAUGAUACCAUAUUCCAAAAUCCUAUGGUACAAGAAGCUAUACGAAUGGGAUUCAGUUUCAAGGACAUUAAGAAAAUAAUGGAGGAAAAAAUUCAGACAUCUGGGAGCAACUAUAAAUCACUUGAGGUUCUGGUUGCAGAUCUAGUGAGUGCUCAGAAAGACAAUACACAAGAUGAAUCAGGUCAGACUUCAUUACAGAAAGAGAUUAGUACUGAAGAGCAGCUAAGGCUCCUGCAAGAGGAGAAGCUUUGCAAAAUCUGUAUGGAUAGAAAUAUUGCUGUAGUUUUUAUUCCUUGUGGACAUCUGGUCACUUGUAAACAGUGUGCUGAAGCAGUGGACAAAUGUCCCAUGUGCUACACAGUCAUUACUUUCAAGCAAAAAAUUUUUAUGUCUUAAUCUAACUACAGUAGGCGUGUUAUAUUCUUAUUACCCUGAUUGAAUGUGUGAUGUGAACCAACUUUAAGAAAUCAACAUUGACUUCCAUUAGCAUUUGCUACCAAGUAGGAAAAAAAUGUAAACUGUGAUGUUAUAGUUAGCAAUCUAAAAUUUGAAUUUCUGGAUUUUUCAGGAUUUUAGCUGUAUUAUCUGUCCUAUUUUUUCACUGUUAUUUAAUUGAAACCCUAGACUAAGAAGCAUCAUAUUAUUAUAACUGAUCACAAUGUGUAUUUGUAGUAUACUGACUUAGAUUUCUAAAUGUAAGUGAAUUAAUCAACUGACUUUUUCAUCCUUUUUAGAUAGGCUUAACAAAUGGAGCCUUCUUUGUAAACGUACAGAUUAGAGUUAAUCUCCCCAAUCACAUAAUUUGUUUUGUGUGAAAAAGGAAUGAACUAUUCUACACUGGUAGAAAGAUAGAGAUUAUUUUUAGAUGUUUGUGUUUUAGGAUUUUGUCCAUUUUCUUUUAAAAUUAUACACAUGUACUUGGGUGGAUGAUUUUUAAAAAUGGUUUUGCCAUUGUUAAAAGGGUAUUUAAUGAUUGAAUACCAUCUAGCCUACAUGUACUGACAUGGAAAGAUGUCAAAGGUAUAUUAAGUGUAAAAUCAAGUGGCAAAACACUGUAUAGAAUGAGCCAAGUGAGGUGUGUGUGUUUUAUAUACGUAUAGAACAGAAGAUUUGGAAAGACAGGCACCAAACUGUUAAAUGUGGUUUCUUUGGGGGGGGGAUGGGUCCCAGAGGGGCUUUACAGGGAGGGACCUUUCACUUUUUUUAUUUUGUUCUGUUUGAAUUUUUUAUAAGUCUGUAUUACUUUUGUAAUCAGAAUUUUUAGAAAGUAUUUUACUGAUUUAAAGGCUUAGGCAUGUUCAAACGCCUGCAAAACUACUUACUGCUCAGCAUCAGUUUUUCUAAUCCAAGAAGGCAGGGCAGUUAACCUUUUUGGUGCCAAUGUGAAAUUUAAAUGUUUAUAUGUUUUUCCUGCUUUGUGGAUGAAAAAUAUUUCUGAGUGGUAGUUUUCUGACAGGUAGACCAUGUCUUCUUCUCUUGUUUCAAAAUAAAUAUUCCUGAUUUUGUAAAAUGAAAUAUAAAAUAUGUCUCAGAUCUUCCAAUUAAUUAGUAAGGAUUCAUCCUUAAUCCUUGCUAGUUUAAGCCUGCCUAAGUCACUUUACUAAAAGAUCUUCGUUAACCCAGUAUUUUAAACAUCUGUCAGCUUAUGUAGGUAAAAGUAGAAGCAUGUUUGUACACUGCUCGUAGUUAUAGUGACAGCUUUCCAUGUUGAGAUUCUCAUAUCAUCUUGUAUCUUAAAGUUUCAUGUGCGUUUUUACCUUUAGGAUGAUUAAGAUGUAUAUAGGACAAAAUGUCAAGUCUUUACCUAAGUUUUUUGUUUUCUUGUCUAGUAAUAGUAGUAGAUACUUCUGAAAUAAAUGUUCUCUCAAGAUACUUAAAAACCUCUUGGAAAUUAUAAAAUAUUGACAUGAAAAGAAGAAUAGUUGUUUGAAUAUUAAAGAGAAAAUAAAACUUGAAUAAGAACCAGUAUAUAUUAAAAAAGAAAAUGAAAGUUUAAAAAUGCUUCAUAGAACACCCAGGCAGAGAUUCUCACAACAACCUGUUGUAGAGGUGAGUGAGGCAUUUUACUGUAGAGAAAAGUUUGAGAGUGGAACUGUUAAAAGUUAUAUUUUUGUUGUAUUUUCUAAGAGAAAGAGUAUUAUGGUCUCUUAACCUCUGUUGAUUACUACUUUGAUAUUCAUUUAAAGCACUGCAAAUUUAAAUGAGAAUUUUUAAAAUCAAAUAAUGACUGCCCUGUUUUUGUUUUACUAUGUAAAUCCUCAGUUCUUUACCUUUGCACUUUCUUCUACUUAGGUUUAGUUAUAUAUUCAUUAAGUUAAAUUUUACAUGUAUAGUCUAAGCUUUAAAUUUAAACUUAAAUUACAAGGGGAGAAAAGUGUUAAAGUUUUAAAAAUGUGUUUUCCAGGACAUGUCAGCUCCAAGUCAGGUAGUUAGUUCAAUCUAGUUGUUGGCCAAGGACUGAAUUGUUUUAACAUAAGGCUUUUCCAGUUCUGGAAGCCUCAGUUCAUUAAAACUCUUUUAAAACUUGUAUGUUUAGAGUUAAGCAAGACCUUUUUUCUCCCCAUGAGUUGUGAAAUUUAAUGCAUGAAGCUGAUGUGGCUAACAAGUUUAUUUUAAGAAUUGUUUAGAAAUGCUGUUGCUUCAGGUUCUUAAAUCACUCAGCACUCCAACUUCUAAUCAAAUUUUUAAAGACUUACCAGUGUUUGUCUGUGUUUGCACUAUGAAAAGCCCUGGAUCCUUCCCAUCUAAUUGUGCAAAGAAUGAUCACUUGCAAGGUCAAAAAUAUAGCCAGAUCCAAAUCUCUGCCUCCCCUUCCCAAAAUAGUUCUCAGUAUCUACAUGUAGACAUUCCUUUUCUGUAUAAAGUUCACUCUAAGAUUUCAAAAGGCACCACCUAUUUUACUACAUUUUAGUCAUGCGAAGAGUCAAGUUGUUUUGUAAUAAAUAAUUAUCUUUAUUCGUAAUAAUCUGGUGUGCUGAUCAAAAGCCUUGUCUUAAUUUUUGAGAAAUGGGUUUAGUGUUUAUAAAAUAAAUUCCAGUUUAUUAAUUAGUAGCUUUGUAUUGCCUUUCCUACUAGAUUUUUUGUUUGUUUUUAUUUUUUUUUCCCUUUGGUUUGGGGCUAAGAUGGGGUAGGAUGGGUGUAGUGAAUGUAUACGAUGUGAUUUGGCCCUGUGUAUUAUGAUCUUUUGUUGUUAUAUUAUUUAAAUGUUGGUAGUUUUUUUCCUGUUUUCAUUUUAGUGGAUAAAAUUGGUAUUUUGAACUCUGAAUGGAGACUACCACCACAGCAUUAGUUCCACAUAUCGUACCCUUUAGACCAAAAUCAUUGUUUUAUUUCCUGCUCACCCAGUUGUUGAAUAUGGGGAAAAGGGGUGGAGGGGUGGGAGAAGUAGGAUAGGUUGUGUAUCAUUUCCAUUAGAAAAAUAAGAAAACAGGAGGGAAAAUUUGACAAACAUGGUUAUUUUUAGCCAAAUCUGCUUUAAAAAAGAAACAAAGAGGUAACCAUUUCUUCAUCUGUGAAAUGAGAAUAGUACAUGUCUUACAAAGUUAUGAGUUCAAGGAGGCCAUAUGUGUAAAAUACCUGUUAUAAAUGUUAAUUCCCUACCUAACACUCUUUUACCUUCCGUGGAUAUGCCUUGACUCUGGAAAUAUGGGCUAAAACUUAGGUGAUAACUCUUUCAGUGACUGUUACUCAUCUUUUCUGUUGUUUGUCAUAGUCAAGAUGCAAAUUACAAUGAACAAGUAGGUCAAGUCCUUAAAAAUCUUUAAAUUCCUGUUUUAAUAACUUGAAAAAAAUAUUCUUACCAAAUUUAGUUGAGCUUUCCUAAUAGAAACAGUUGGCUUAUUCCCACUUUGAUAAUCAGUUUCAGUUUGACUCUUGUACACUUAGCACAACGUGAAUUUCAUUUGCAGCAUAAUAGAAUCAUAGGGUGUCAGAGCUAGAAGAGACCUUAGAGAGUAUCUAAAUUCAUCCCUCUUGUUUUACAGAUAAGGCAACUGAGGCUGAAAGGUGAAAUGAUUUGUUCAAAGCUAUAUAGCUAAUUAGUGAUAGCCCAGACUGGGACAUAGUUUGAAGGUGAAAAACUUCAAGCUACCUCUCCAGGGAGGUCUCAAAUGUUUAUUUUUUCUUGUAUACCAUAACCUUCACUGCAUAUUAAAUGAUACUUUAUAACUAAUACAAUAGGACAAUCUUAAAUACAUAUAGCUUCAAAUUGUACAAUACUGCAUUAAUGUUUGGGCGGUAAGAUUCUAUUUUGAAGUCUAAAGUUUGCAGAAAUGCAUAUAGAUUUUUUGGCAUUUAUUACAUUCUUGUGUAUCAUUGAUGCAACAUUUAAAAUUACUAUAUAUUUUGUCAUUCUGUCUAUACUUAGCAACAAAUUUGCAUUUUUUAUUUGAUGUAACAAAGGCUUUAAUGUAAUUUUUGUUAGAAGAGUUUGCAUUUUUUUCAUUACUGUUAUACUUUAUCUAACCUGACAACAUGACUGAUUCUUAUGUCAUUGUAUUAGUGUUGUGAAUAAUCAUGUGAAAUGUGUGUGAGAGAGUACUAUAUUUGUGAAUAUAAUUUUAUGGCUGUUUUCAUUUAGUAGAAACCUUUCCAUCAGUAUGGAAAACUAAGAAAAUUGCUUUCUACUGUAAAAUCUGGCAGUCAUCAUAGAUUAAAGCUUAUUUUUCUGUGAAUAAAACUUAUUCAAUAAAGCCGUAUUCUUUAAAAUGA